This is a messenger RNA of Caenorhabditis sp. 36 PRJEB53466, 2440 nucleotides long. Lineage: Eukaryota; Metazoa; Nematoda; Chromadorea; Rhabditida; Rhabditidae. The record is from the annotation of a GenBank genome assembly.
AUGGUUGAUCCUGUUACCACAUAUUCACUCUCCACUCCUUUGCGUCACAAGCAUCGGCUCACAGAAGACAGGUAUGUUAUUUUUGAAAAUUUAAUGAUACAUGAGUGUCAUGAAUUUCAUCAAAAUCACCUUGGCAACGAUUCAGACUGACACGUUAGCUGAGCUGUGCAUUUCAAAAAAAAUUACGAGUUCUUCUUAAAGCUGUCAUUUUCACUGAAAUUUUUUGCUCCGGAAAUUUUUCCUAUCUCUGUGACUUUGCUUUCAUUAAAUGUCUUGUCAACCAAUAAACUACCUCCACAACUGUUACGACCUCACUUCUCAGAUGGGUAUUUCUAGUUUCUCCCGUAUCUUGAGCAUUAGUUCUCCUAUUUUCUCCGAUGCCGGCGUGGAACAUCUAUAUAGCUUUCGUUUCCGUAAUUACACGCCCGCGCUUGUGGGUUGGGGCUUCCUUCCUUUUCUCAAAGCGCAUUUGAAUGAAAACGAGUCAAAAGGAGUGGCCAAAGUCCCACUUUCCUAUUCUUUUCCAUUUUUUUCAAUGUAUUCAUUCAUUUACUACUUUAAUCUUGAGUAAUUCAUUUUGAGAAUAUUUUUCAUCCAAAAACAAACAGGAAAAAACUUCGAGCCAUAUGAUUCCUUAAACAUAGCCAAUCAACAGAUGACCAUGCUUCAAUUACGUUUAUUUUCUACUAUGUAGUAUAUUUUCGUUUACUCAAAUGCAAAACAGAAAACACGCAUUCAUUAUACAUAAGACGUUUUGAUAGAGUCUUCAAUCCUUUUCUCGUGCUCUGUUAUUAUAUUCAAUUUGGUUAGAAUUAGAGUCUAGGCAACAAAUCAAUAUAAAAAGCAUAUUGAUACUUUUGGAGUUUUUUCAUAGUGCCUCAGAAAAAUUCUUUUUAGACAAUUUUGAUUGCUCCCUAUAAUUUGUUGAUGUUUUUUUCUUUUUUCUUAAUUCCGUUCUUUGACCGGAUAAGUCAUGUGGUUUUUUUCAAAAUAGAAGAUGAAUGGGGUUAGUAUGGUAGCUGAGAAGUUCUACGACGUUAUGGAUGAGGAUUAUCUCGAUAGAGAUGAAAAAAUAACGAAGAUGAUGGGCGUUACUGAUGAAACAAUUGUUAGUAGAAAACAGUCCGCCAGCGAUCUGCAAAGCCGUCUAAAAACAAGAAAGCUUCUUGGAGUUGGUGAACUGGCUGGUGACAAUGGAGAUGUUUACAAGUCCAAGGUUGGUUCAACAAAAAACAUACUAAGAUACCUAGCUUAAUUUAAACUUAAACUUUGUCGUUUGCGACAUCCCUUCGCAAAUAUUGCCUUGUUUGUUUCUGAUAUAGCGGUGGACGUGCUGAUUUCUGAGGGUCUUGGUUAAAUUCGAUUAAAGAAAUCGUGUUGUUUUUAAACCGCAGUCUUACAGAUAUCACAGUUACUCGGAAUCAACGAGUCUUUGUACGUUCGUCUUCCACGCGGAAUGUUUGUUUGGAACACUCUUAACUCACUUUAUUUUUUCCUAUUAGGAGGAUUAGUGAGUUUGUGGUAUGAUGUAGUGUUUUUUGACAAGGUAUUUGCAGUGUCUUUUCCUUCCACGUUAUGGAAUCUAUUUUGACCACGGAAUUGAAGAAAUUCCAAGCGGAGCUUUAGUAAUUUCCCGUUAUUACGGCGUUUUGCUAAUUUCUUUCGGCGUGUUGUUCAGGUUCUUGCAUUUAUUUUGUUUUUCAAAUAGGAUUUUCCCAGAUUCAUCUUGCAACAGCGCGAAACGCGAGCCGACAUCGCUCUUUUGCUUCUUGUCACAGCUAUGUACCAUAGUAUCAUCUUGAUAGGUGAGAAGAAACGCUUUCCAAUUUUGAAAAGAAAGUAACAAAAUGUGUCCUCUUUCAGUAGCAACUGCUUCAAAUGGGAAAGUUGCUUGGUGGUCAGCUACUAUCCGUUUGGGUAUUAUUCUUGGGAACGUUUUUUAUCACGCAUUCGUGGAUGGACAAGGUGUGCAGAUAACGAUUUUUGUUUUAUCAUCGGUUUUUUCUUGAGUCUGCAUAAGACACGGGGUUCCGAAGACUACGGAGCCAAACUAAUUCAAAUUUUCCCGUCUCACGGCAAUAUUCUUCCUAGUGACGCAACCGUAUUCCAAUAACUCAUUUAUUAACCGUAUUCUUUUCAGUCUAAAUAGGAACAUUCGCACGGCGUAAACCGCGUCGCUGCGCAACGCAUAUGAUAUCUAAAAAGCGCUUGCUCAGCCCGUUUUCUAACUCCCGUUUUGAAAAACGACUUGAAAAAACGCAGCAAGUUUUCUCUAGUUUCAAUUUUUUCAGGAGGUCUUCAUCGUCAACUUAUCCGCGUUAUUGAAGAUUCUUCGUUUCUGUCAGCGUCACCGAUUAUAGAAAAGAAAACUAGUGUCGGAGUGGCUGAGGAGUUUGUUGACAAACUGGAGACUUUUGGAAACGAGAAGAAAAACGAUUAA